Molecule: messenger RNA, 2706 nt
Organism: Fopius arisanus
Lineage: Eukaryota; Metazoa; Arthropoda; Insecta; Hymenoptera; Braconidae
Exons: 5
Coding region: 251-2638 (795 amino acids)
Cellular component (GO): extracellular region
Molecular function (GO): chitin binding
Source: RefSeq, a predicted model, not a curated record
GACCGCCAACGAGAGAAGACACCAGAGAUGAGUCUUGAGUCUUGUGUCUUACUGCAACCACUACUCUAUUGUCAUUUCACCGGCUCCAACCCUGUCAAAAGAAAUCUCUUCUAAACCUAUUAUUGUUUCCCUCUCUUUUUUAAUUUAAUGAACACCUCGCUCAACUUCAAUGAUAAUAACUGAUAAAAUAAAAAAGUUGGAAAAAGUUGCUGAUCGGUUGAAUUGAUUUGUUGAGUGAAAGGGGUUGACAAUGAAAAUAUAUUUUUUCGUGUGUGUUCUUCUGAGUGUUGACACCAUCACUGGGCUCGAUCCAGCCUUGGAUGGAGAUCCAAGACGAUCUUUUCCCAUCAGAAGAGCCAUAGAUGGAUCGCGCGGAAGAAAAUAUUAUGUACCUGACGAGGAGGAUACCUUCGAAACGCAUGGAGCUAGUGGUCAAUACGAUCCUUAUAGAGACACGACAGAUUUUUCAGACAUCAGGGCAAAUGUUCCGGGAGAACCUGGAGUUGAUUACCCCUCGUAUGUAACGAUUCCACAGACAAGUUUCCAGUGUCAGAAUCAAUACAGAGGAUAUUAUGCAGAUGAAGAUGCUGGCUGUCAAUUAUUCCACGUGUGCGACGGUAAUUUUCUCGUCUCCUCCUUCCUCUGCCCCAUCGGUUCAACAUUCAGCCAGAAGUUAUUGACCUGCGACUGGUGGAACAAAGUGGACUGCUCAUCAACUCGAAACUACCACAUUGUAAACCGAGACAGUUUACUCAGUGAAGUGGACGAUGACGAGAUACUGCGAAAGGCGUACGAGAUGACGAGCCUCCAGACCGCAGCAAAGGGUGUUUCCAUCGACUCAAGGACAAGAAACUCGAUCCUGCAAUCGGCCCGCUUCAUCAACGACCUACAAACGACAGGAAAUCGCUACAGGGACUACACAGAUGAUUCCCCAGAGCCUCAAUCCAAAUACAGCUCUAGAUACAACUCCGGAGAUUAUCCCCAAUCGCUGGGAUAUGAUCCAAUGACCUCUGCAAAUCAGCAUAAUCCAAAUAUCAAAGUCCACACAAUCGGUCAAGACCACAAAAACGACGGAAAUCACGAAACUCGAGACUUCAGGCCCUCGUACGCCCCUACUGUUCCAACAGUCACUACAACUACCAGAAGAUUUUAUUCCCCAACAGUUCCAACAACAUCUGCAAGACCCAUGUCCCGACCUCGUCAUGACCUGGAGUUCGAGAGUUCCGAUCAUCUAUACUCAGCCAGAGGUAAGAUGCCAGAACCCGCAAUAUUUCCAGUGACAGGACCAACAAUUGACACCACAACUUCAGUGGUCGUUGAGGUUCCACCAACUCUGACUGAAACAUCCAAAUCGAGAAUCGAGAAAUCACAACCAGAAACAGUGACAGAAGUUACGAUGGACAAGGCAGAUGUCGUAACUCAGUUCUCAGCCAUUGAAUUUCAAUCCGUAUACUCAGGUGAAAAUUACACAUUCCAGAUCGACAUCGACGACCAGCACAAUCCACCCAAACAGGCUGGACCAAUUGGUACCCCAGCCUCUAAUAUAAUUCCACCAUUUUUUUAUUACUCCAAUGUCGACCAACAUGACGCGCUCCAGGAAACUCCAGGAAACUCUACAUCGGCCAGUCCAUUCAUCAUAAACGUGCCAGCUACAGAUGUCAUCCCCCCACUUUCCAAUGAAUUCAUCAACGAAACCAGGAAAAAUCAUGUGGACAAUCGGCUGUUGAUUUCAUCGGAAGCCCUGCAAAGCACUCCUAGUGCUGAGGAAAAAUUGCCUGAUCCAUUUAUUUCCCCGCCUUCAAAGCUCUUCCUCCCGCCGAUUGACCAUUUCCAUGCACUCAAUUCUACGGAUGUGAUUCACAAUGAUGUUGGAGAUGGAUUGAUCAUUGAUUCCAAUGAGCAAAAUAGUGGAGGAAAACCUCGGGAUUCAACUGGGGGUGAGAGUUCACCGUACCAAGUGUCGCUCUCGGUGAAAGGUCAGGACGAACUCAAUCCUCGUGCAUUGAUCAAGAAUUUCCUCGCCCACCAUGAAUCCUCCGGUGAUAUUCGAGACAUUGAAAUUUCGCAAUCCCAAAGAGCAGAACCUUUGAGUCUUUUGAAUAAUUCAAGUGAUGAUUCGAGCGCCGCAGGUGAUGCUUCGAGGGCACAAAUUAUUAAUUACGCGGUACUGAAUAAAUUGCAGGAGAUUCGUUCCCUGGUUCCCUCAGCCACAGAUCUGGAAAAUGCAGAUCAUCUUCCAAGGCCGUUCUCUUUGGAAAAUCGACGAGCCACUGAAAAAAGUCCUUCUGGAGGACCUGGGGGCAGUGAGAGAACGGGUGAAAUGACUGAGAGUCAUUCGCAUGAAGUUGAGUUGAGGAAAAAAGGAGAUACUCCAUUGGAGUUUGAUGUUCCUCCAGCUACUGGAAUCGUGGAAUUUGGAGAUGAGAAGCUGGAGGACUUGGAGGAACAAGUGAGUGGAGAGAAAGAGCAAAAAUUUGAAAAAGAGGAUAACGGCGAUACUGAAUUCAUACCUUCCAUAGGAUUCUCGCUCAAUACAGCCGAGGAACGUAAAGAAUAUACCGAGGCUGUCAUUCGUGGACUUUUCACUGACCUUUCCAUUCCUAAUGUAAAUAGAAGUACUGAAAAUUCCGAGAGUUAAUGAUUGAUAAUUGAUGAUUUUAUAAGAAUCAUGAUCGAAGACAUUUAAGAUUAUGUAUUAAUAUUUUU